This is a messenger RNA of Penaeus vannamei (Pacific white shrimp), 2997 nucleotides long. The record is from RefSeq and is a predicted model, not a curated record. Lineage: Eukaryota; Metazoa; Arthropoda; Malacostraca; Decapoda; Penaeidae.
GUCUUUCUGGGGCCAUAUUUGACUCCCAGCGCUCAGUCAAUCUCUAACCUCCCUUGUGGUAGUAACCCAUGGGAGUCUGGGUACCACACAAGAUGAGAGACCCAUCCUCUAGGUACCAGAAAUGGGUACCAUCUUUCGCUCUCCUUCUUCUUCUCCUUCUCUCUUCUUCUUCCGCCUUUCCGUUCAGCGGCGAAGACGAAGCCGAGGCCACACACGAACAAAGGAGUCUCGAGGAGUCUUCCAGGGGAUCUUCAGGUUCUGACGACGGGAGUCUUGAGGUCAACGGGCACUCGGUCGGUCUAGGAACAGGACCCCAGGGAAGCGUCGCAGCCCUGACCACCUCGAGCCAGGCAGCCGCUGCGAAUAGCCACUUUUCCAUCCGGCUUGGGAGUUCGGAGGACCCCAGGAGUGGCGAAGGAGUGAGUCGCGAGUCGCGCCUCGGUUCCUUUUCCUCUCAGCAUGUUGUCUUUGGGAGGAGCGGAGACGAUGAUGAUGAUGAUGAUGAUGAUUACGAUGAUGAUGACGAUGGUGAUGAUCUGUACGACUUUGAUGACGGUAAUGUGAAGUUCAUGAGUCUUGGGAGGCGGUACCAUCCGGCGGGUAUUCCCAAGAUCGCUCCGGAUAACGUCUUGAUCCCCAAGACGGCUAGCUUCCCUCCACCGGUUCCCAGAAGCGGCUCGGGCAAGCAGCUGGUCCAGACGUUCCGCAACCCGAACUUCCAGUCGUUCGAGGUCUCCAGCGAAACGCCCGACGACUUGGAUGACUUUGUGGAGGAUGCCCUCGAACGCGCGGGUUUCGAUGACGACGAUCUCGAUGACGAUGACGAUGACUUGAUCUUCAGGCCGGAGAGCUUCGUCAACAUGUACAACGACCAGACGAGUGAACACCGCCUGGCCCUGAGCGAGAACUUAUUGGGUACGUACUACCACAACAUCGACACGCAGGGAAGCAUCCACUGGAACUACAAACUCGAGGAUCAGUUCCAGGACCACACGGUUCACCGUAACGGGAACAUGGAGGGCAAGUUCGGUUGGACGGCCCCCGGAGGCCAGGAAGUACGCGUCCAGUACAUUGCGGACGAGGGAGGAUACCGCGUCCUCAGCUCCCAGGGCAUCCACCCGGUUGAUAGCGACGAGGUUGAGGAAGCCAAGCGCCUUCACUUCCUAGUCCACAAGAACCUGGCUAAUCAGGGUAGAGGGUACGGAACAGGUGCCCCAGCCGUGCCCUUCCCAGUCGGAGGAAAGCCGCUUCCUGGGGUAGGAGGUCCCGGCACUCCAGCAGGAGGAUCUGCCGCAGGAGGUUCCCCCUUCAGCCCUGCGGGACCCGGAGCAGGCGGUCCAUCUUCUGAUCCUUGCCUCCUCCUGGGCAAGCAGCACCCGAGCCUCGUGCCGGAGGAAUGUCGCAUCCCCGGGCAAUUCGGAGCCGAUGGGAGUGUAGUGAGCACUGGGGGAGCACCAGGCACCGCUCCUGGGGCAGGGACCGGAGCAGGCGCCGGGUUUGAUGGGACCAGUGGAGGCAUGCCCUUGCCCGGGCUAGGAGGGGCGGCUGGAUCUGGUGCCGGAGGAGGAUUUGGCGCAGGAGGAUUCGACUCUGGAGCAGGCGCUGGAGCAGGCGGAGGAUUCGGCGCAGGAGGAUUCGACUCUGGAGCAGGCGCUGGAGCAGGAGGAGGAUUCGGCGCAGGAGGAUUCGACUCUGGAGCAGGCGCUGGAGCAGGUGCCGGAGGAGGAUUUGGCGCAGGAGGAUUCGACUCUGGAGCAGGCGCUGGAGCAGGUGCCGGAGGAGGAUUUGGCGCAGGAGGUUUCGACUCUGGAGCUGGUGGAGGUGUUCCCGUCCCUGGCAUAGGUGGCGCAGGUGCCGGAGGAUUUGGUCCUGGAUCAGCCGGAGGAGGAUUCGACGCAGGAGCAGCAGGAGGAGGAGGAGGCUUCGAUGCUGGCUUUGGUGCCGGAGGGAGUGGAGCCGGAGGAUCCCCAGGUGGAGUUCCUCUUCCCGGAGUAGGCGGAGCUGGAGCCGGAGCUGGAGCUGGAGGCUUCGAUGGUGGAUUUGGCACCGGAGGAGGUUCGGGGUUUGACGGAGGAGCUGGAGCCGGAGGAUUUGAUGGUGGAUUUGGUGCCGGAGGAGCCCCUGGUGGAGCCGGAGCUGGAGCAGGGUUUGACGGAGGAGCUGGAGCCGGAGGAUUUGAUGGUGGAUUUGGUGCCGGAGGAGCCCCUGGUGGAGCCGGAGCUGGAGCAGGGUUUGACGGAGGAGCUGGAGCCGGAGGAUUUGACGGUGGCUUCGGCGCAGGAGGAAGUGGAACCGGAGGAUUCGACGGUGGAUUUGGUGCCGGAGGAAGUGGAGCCGGAGGAGCCCCUGGUGGGGUUCCUCUUCCUGGAGUAGGCGGAGCUGGAGCUGGAGGUGGAGCGGGGUUUGACGGAGGAGCUGGAGCAGGAGCCGGAGGAUUUGACGGUGGCUUCGGCGCAGGAGGAAGUGGAGCCGGAGGAUUCGACGGUGGUUUUGGUGCCGGAGGGAGUGGAGCUGGAGGAGAACCUGGUGGAGUUCCUCUUCCUGGAGUAGGCGGAGCUGGAGCUGGAGCUGGAGCGGGGUUUGACGGAGGAGCUGGAGCAGGAGCCGGAGGAUUUGACGGUGGCUUCGGCGCAGGAGGAAGUGGAGCCGGAGGAUUCGACGGUGGUUUUGGUGCCGGAGGGAGUGGAGCUGGAGGAGAACCUGGUGGAGUUCCUCUUCCUGGAGUAGGCGGAGCUGGAGCUGGAGCGGGGUUUGACGGAGGAGCUGGAGCUGGAGGAUUGACGGUGGUUCGGAGGAGGAAGUGGAGCUGGAGGAUUCGACGGUGGUUUUGGUGCCGGAGGAAGUGGCGCUGGAGCAGGUUCGGGGUUUGACGGAGGAGCUGGAGGUGGAUUUGGAGGAGCUGGUAGUGGAUCGGGGUUUGACGUAUCCGGUGGAGCCGGUGGAGGCUUUGACGCUGGAGCCGCAGGAGGUGGAGCGGGGUUUGACAUAGCUGGUGGA